This is a messenger RNA of Mangifera indica (mango), 2002 nucleotides long. RefSeq names its product protein NRT1/ PTR FAMILY 5.2-like. Bases 68 to 1882 code for a protein of 604 amino acids. Gene Ontology annotation, cellular component: membrane. Lineage: Eukaryota; Viridiplantae; Streptophyta; Magnoliopsida; Sapindales; Anacardiaceae. Gene Ontology annotation, biological process: dipeptide transport; transmembrane transport. The transcript is spliced from 4 exons. The record is from RefSeq and is a predicted model, not a curated record. Gene Ontology annotation, molecular function: dipeptide transmembrane transporter activity; tripeptide transmembrane transporter activity.
UGAGAUUGGCAGCUAGCUAGUCAACUUUCCGAGAAAAAAACAAAGUCUCAGAACUAGCUUAAUAUUCAUGGCUAUUGAAGAAGGCAUUGAAGAUUACACACAAGAUGGUACUGUUGAUCUUAAAGGAAACCCAGUUCGCAGAUCCAAGAGAGGCGGAUGGCGAGCUUGCUCCUUUGUUGUUGUGUAUGAGGUGUUUGAAAGAAUGGCGUAUUAUGGAAUAUCGUCAAAUUUGGUUGUGUAUUUGACGGAGAAGCUCCAUCAGGGGACUGUGCAGUCGUCUAAUAACGUCACCAACUGGGUUGGGACGAUCUGGGUCACUCCUAUCUUGGGUGCGUAUUUAGCGGAUGCACACCUCGGGCGUUACUGGAUCUUCGUCAUCGCUUCUAUCAUUUAUCUCAUGGGGAUGAGUUUACUAACGCUAUCAGUAUCAAUACCGGGGCUAAAGCCACCUCCCUGCAAUCAAGCCAAUGUGGGAGACUGUAAAGAGGCCUCCACAUUCCAGUUGGUAGUCUUCUUCGGUGCACUGUAUAUUCUAGCUCUGGGAACCGGUGGAACCAAGCCGAAUAUCUCCACAAUUGGAGCAGACCAGUUCGAUGAUUUUGAGCCCAAGGAGAAGGCACAUAAGCUCUCCUUCUUCAACUGGUGGAUGUUUAGUAUUUUCUUUGGGACUCUCUUUGCCAACACAGUUCUUGUGUACAUACAGGACAAUGUGGGGUGGACAUUAGGCUAUGCCCUUCCAACUCUCGGGCUUGCUAUAUCCAUUGGGAUUUUCUUGGCUGGCACACGCUUUUACAGGCACAGGGUUCCAACAGGGAGCCCGUUUACAAGGAUGGCAAGAGUCAUUGUUGCUGCCUUGAGAAAAUGGAAUGUGAGACUGCCUAGUGACCCCAAAGAACUCUAUGAACUUGACUUGGAAGAAUAUGCAAAGAAAGGCAAGUUCAGGAUAGAUUCUACUCCAAGUUGGAGGUUUCUUAAUAGAGCUGCAGUGAAAACAGGCUCAACUGAUCCUUGGCUGCAAUGCUCAGUGACACAAGUAGAGGAAACUAAACAAAUGUUGAGAAUGCUCCCAAUCUUGAUUGCCACAUUUAUUCCAAGCACAAUGAUUGCACAGAUCAACACCCUUUUUGUCAAGCAAGGCACUACUCUUGAUAGAGCUGUUGGCAGCUUCAAGAUUCCCCCUGCAAGUUUAGCAGGAUUUGUGACUAUCUCAAUGCUUGUUUGUGUGGUUUUAUAUGACCGAUAUUUUGUUAAAAUUAUGCGAAGGUGGACGAAAAAUCCUAGAGGGAUCACACUCCUUCAAAGAAUGGGAAUUGGCCUUUUUCUACAUAUCAUUAUCAUGACAAUUGCAUCUUUAACAGAGAGAUAUAGACUAAGUGUUGCCAAGGAGAAUGGAGUAGUUCAAAAUGGAGGCAAAGUUCAUUUAACAAUAUUCGCUCUACUUCCUCAAUUUGUGCUUAUGGGAACAGCUGAUGCAUUCCUGGAGGUGGCUAAGAUUGAGUUCUUCUAUGAUCAGGCACCGGAGAGUAUGAAGAGUCUUGGAACUUCUUAUUCAAUGACUACUUUAGGAAUUGGAAAUUUCUUGAGUAGCCUUCUUCUUUCGACUGUUUCUCAUAUCACUCAGCAGCAUGGCCACCAAGGAUGGAUCCUAAACAAUCUAAAUGCUUCUCAUUUGGACUACUAUUAUGCGUUUUUCGCUAUAUUGAACAUCUUGAACUUCUUCUUCUUCUUGGUUGUAUCAAGGUCAUAUGUUUACAAGGCUGAAGUUUCAGAUUCAAUGGAGGUGCUUACAGAGGAAUUGAAGAUUACUAGAUUAAGGGAAUCUAGACAUGAAGUGUCUGGGACACAAGACCAUCGGAUGAUUCACACAGAAGAAGAAUCCUAACAAGAUUCAGAAUUAAAAUUCAACUGUGUCACCUGGGCUUGGUUUUUUUGAGUAUAGGAUGUUGUAUGUAUCAGAAAUUUGACAUUUGAAUGUAAUAAAAAAUCUCAGGUUUCAGAUCCA